This is a messenger RNA of Symbiodinium natans, 2277 nucleotides long. The record is from the annotation of a GenBank genome assembly. Lineage: Eukaryota; Dinophyceae; Suessiales; Symbiodiniaceae.
AUGAGGGAGCUCCCGCUCGACUCUCUGCAUGAUGAGGCUCUCACGAAGACCGUGGGCGUACUUGUUGCUGUGGGACGCUGGGCUGCAGAGGAGCAUGUUCCGGCUGACUUGGCAGAUAACUGUCCUUAUCUUCCCACAAGCACCUAUGAGCCUACCAGUGGCGCCUUUGUCGGGUUCACCUUGGCGAUCGCAAGUGCUCAGGCAAUAGCGGUGCUGGUAGUGCUGCCAAUGAUGUGGCGGCAGGCUACCCAGCUAACGCCAAUUGUUGUAGAUGCCGACAUUGAUGCCUUCCGACGUGCUGAUGCACCGGCGGCCAGAGCCCAGCUUGCGUACUUGGAUUCCUUGACGUUUAUGAGGGCAGUCAAAAACCAGUCAGCCCUUGGCCAGCGAACCAUGCUGAAAGUGGAGAUACUCUACGAGGCCAAAGAUGGAUCCGUGUUCUCGGAGUCCGUGCAGCGGGACAUCCGAGCUUUUGAGCAGUCACUCCGUAGCCUCCCAGGUUGGGCUGCCAUGUGCAACAUGUCCGAGCCGGCCUUGCAGUUUCACUGCAACCCUGGCGAUUCCAUGGGAAACUACGUCUGGCCAAGGCGACUGGAUGCUUUCCUCAACACGCAAGGCUACUUCAGGCUGGCCUUCGAUGGCAGCGCUUUGGAACGUCUGCCAAUGGACGCCGUCAUCGCAUACCUCAGUGAGGGCCUGGCCGCCCCUCAUGACCUGAGAAUGUUCUUGCCAAUGACCUUCGUGCAGCCUUCCAGUGGGUCCAAGCUGCUACGGUCUGUUUUCGGCUUCAGCGCCCCAGACUUGAACGACACGACCUUUCGAGCAGCCUUCCAGGACUUUGUGCAGAACGAGCUGUACUCGGCCUUGCUGCAGGCAGUGGUCGACACGCGGAAGCCGGUGGAUCCUGCCAGCUGGGACCAGCCGCCAGCGAUCCAGAUCUAUUUCCGUGGGGACGUGCUCGAUGAGCACGAGCUUCUGGAAGCCCUGUACAGUGAUAUGCUGCUGGCGAUUGGGCCGUUAUUCAUCAGCUUGGCCGUCGCUUGGGUGAAGCUGCGCAGUGCCGUGCUGGCUUUUGUUGGUACCCUCUUCCUGUGUUUGGCCGCGCUGAUCGCCUACGUUCUCUUGCCCGUCGAGCAGGUGAGCCCCGCCACCUUCUUGGGCAUCUUUCUGCUCUUCGGCCUGGGCUUCUCCAGUAUCUUCCGGAUGCAGGAGGUGUGGAGACGUUCUCGAAAUGAGGCCAAGGAAGACGCCCGACGUCUCAUGUAUGUGCACCGCGCUGCAGUUCGAGAAAUGCUUCCUGUGGUGGGAUCCGCUUGCUGCUACUUCCUCCUCCUCAACUCAAAGUUGCUGCCGCUGCGGGAGUUCGGGGUUUUCAUUGGAACCUCUAUGCUCUUGGCAUGUGCGUUUGCUCUUCUGUGCUUCGUGCCCUUCCUUCUCCUGCACGAGCGUACCAUGCGGCCCUGGAUUCGGCGAAGGCUUCCAAGAAAGUUGGUUAUGGUGCUCGAGCCUGCCGAGCUGAAGCCGGUCUGGGAGGACGUAGCUGCAAAGAUCAUGCUUGCAGUCAAGCGGCCGAAGCCCGUCCUCGCAGGCGCUGGCUUUGCUGUCGCUGUGGCCCUGAUUGUCGCGGUGGCGGUGACGGCCUCCCAGCCGUAUCCAGCACUGCCGAAGGUUUUCCCGCCAGAGCACCACCGCGAAGCUGGCCGGCCCAUGCUACAGAGCUUCGCGCCGUCCACGCUGGCAGAGGAGGAAGCCCCUCUCACCAUCCAAAUGUGCGAGCCUGGCCGCGGGUUAGCCUCGUGUGCACUGCACUGGUGCGACUUGGAGAGCACUCCGAGCAAUAACCUGACAUCUUGGCCAACGUCUCAAGCUGCAACCUGUAGAUGCUAUUCUCGGGCAGCAUCGUCGGCCUCGUGCACGAAUAUCAGCUUGUCGCUUGUUGUAAGUGGGUCCCGACCCGCAUUCUUGACGCAGGAGGUGCUUCAUGCCCAGGCUUUGAGCUUUGCUUCGGCAGAGUAUUCUGACGCCACGUGGAUGGAGGUGGCCUCUGCGACCAGCCGCCGGCUGCAGUCGGUGGUUUUGGAGGAUUGGCCGUCUGGGACGACACAAGUGGAUGCCUUGACGCAGCUUCCGCAAAUCAACUUGGGCUUCACAACCGCCAGGAGAUCAUCCAGCACAUGUGAAGACUCGAUCUACUGCUACUGCAGCCCGAAGUCCUGCACCACACCGUCAGGAUUCCGGAGGACCCAGAACGACCUUACCUUGCCAGCGCAGCCUUGA